Erigeron canadensis is the source of this 2457-nucleotide messenger RNA. RefSeq lists its product as uncharacterized. The transcript is spliced from 13 exons. Bases 126 to 2183 code for a protein of 685 amino acids. Lineage: Eukaryota; Viridiplantae; Streptophyta; Magnoliopsida; Asterales; Asteraceae. Gene Ontology annotation, molecular function: protein binding. The record is from RefSeq and is a predicted model, not a curated record.
ACUUUUUGCUGUUAAAUCCGUCACUACUUAACUUUACUCUGUGACUUCUUUUCAAUUAAGUCGCUCAGCAGCAGCAGCGCCACCACCAAGGCACCAACGCAUCUGGAUUGCUAAACACAUAAACAAUGAAGAGGAAACGUACGUAUAGGCCGCCAGCAAAGACGACACUUCGUAAUCCUUCUGCUGUAGUAGCGGAACCUGAAACCAGCCGCAGGUUUGUAUCUGACGGGAGAACAGACGAAAAUGUCACCUCUCAACAUAUGGAAACCGGACAUCUGAGCACUGGUACUGGCAUUAGGGGCAAACAAGCAGAUUUAGAGACUGAAAACAAUGUUAAUGCAAAUACGGAAAGUUAUCCGGAUGUAUUGGGUAAAAUGAUUGCCACCAUUAUUCGAGAGAUAUCCAAAGAUUCCGGUGGCAUAGGUAACUUGUCACGGAGCUUGGUAGCUAAUUCUGUCACUAAUGGACAAAUGGGGCAGUCCCAUGUGAAUCAAACCCGUCUACAUCAAAAUCCAGAAUUAAAUGCUUCCCUCGAAGUAUAUGGACAGAUGGGGCAAUCUGAUGUGAACCAAACUCGAGGACAUCAAACUCCAGAAUUGAAUGCUGCCCUUGAAGUGAUAAAAAAGACCAUGAAACUGGAUGCAGCUGCUCCGUUUAAUCAACCUGUUGAUCCUGUUGCACUUGGUAUACCUGAUUACUUUGAUGUUAUCAAGACACCUAUGGAUUUUGGUACAAUAUGCUACAACCUAGAGAAUGGUCUCAAGUACAUGAAUGAAACAGAAGUGUUUCAGGAUGUACAGUGUAUUUGGAACAAUUGUCUCAUAUAUAAUAAGAACGGCAAUCACAUUUUGGAGCUCAUGAAAAGGGUGCAGACAUUGUUCACAAAGUACUGGAAAGCAGCCGGAUUAGACAACAAACAAUCAGCAGCUGUUGCUGAGUCUUCUAACUUGAGGCACAACAAGCAGCAGAUAUGCAACCCACGGCCUCCACUUAUAAAUAUGGCUACCCUGUUGCCGCGAAACAAUGCUGGUUCUAACCAAGUAGCAGAGAAUGCAGCUGUCCCGAUCAGUUUGCAGCCUGGUGAACCUCAUCAGAGUUCUAGCAUACCGCAAACAUCUUCAGAGUCGGAACAGCCCGAGCCUGAUAUUGGCGCUCCUGAUGCGACAUUUAUUCCAAGGAAAUACCAAAUUCAAGGGAACACACGUUGCGAUAAACUAUUAAUGACAGUAGGACGUAUAAAAGUUGUCACCAAUGAGCUGGGGCAGCCUGUAGGUCCCGAGGCAUCCAAAUUAACCUGGUUUCUGGGCCGCACAGCGCGAGAUGGGAACUUGGCUCCCCUUAUUUAUCCUACUUGGAGAGAAGUGCCUGAAGAGAACAAGGAAAACAUGUGGCAGAAAGUUCUGUCAAAGUUUGAUAUUGACUCUGAUUGUCGGAGUUGGGUGCUUACGUCCCUUAAAAAUAAAUGGAAAAACUUUAAGUGUACUCUUAAGGCUACACGCUAUGACACUCAUAAAACUGAUAGGGAGCGGCUUGCCGACCGUGAUGUGAGGGUUCUUCCUGAUCAGUGGUCGUUUCUUGUUGCUAAGUGGAGCUCUGAGAAAUGGCAGAGUAUUAGUGCCAGAGCCAAGGCCAGUCGUGCAAAGGUAAAGUUCAACCAUACCUCAGGUACAAAAAGCUUUGCCAGAUUGCUAGAGGAAGAGAGGGCAAAAAGGCCUGAUGGGAAAGGACCCUCUGGGGCGGAACUAUUUAUAUUGACUCGUACACACAAGAAUGGUCAACCUGUGAACGAAGCAUCAGCUGCUGUAAUUUCCCAACUUUGUGAAUCUGGAACUCAAGGUGAUGUGCCCCUACCUGGAUCAAAUGGUGCCCCCUCUCUUCGUGGGAUUGCAAUUCCUACUCGUGCUGAUGCUUUGAGGAUGUUUAAGGAGAAGAAUGCAGAGGUUGCUGAAAUGCGGGAAAGACUUGCCUCAGUGGAGCAAACAUGCUCACAGAUGGCUGCUCAGAUGUCUACAAUGGUAUCAAUGAUGGCUAGCAUGCAGAAAAAUUUCCCUGCCGGGAGUUUUCCCAAUGCCGGUGCUUGCACUUCGGUUCCAAUGGGUAUGCCUAAUCAGUCUGAACCUGCGUCCACAUCUAGUCAUGAAGUUCCUUUGAAAAAGACUCGUGGAAGGAAAAAGAGGAGGUAGAAAAACGACCAAGGUAUCAGGAGACGCAAAUCUCAUGUGUAUCGUAGUGUUCAACUUUUGGUACGUUGUAGUUGACAAACCUUUUAGGCAACAAAAGAUAGCUUGAUACGACUUUGGGUCAAGUGGUCUGAGAUUUGACAAUCAUUUAUGUAGUCUUGUUGAUUAUCAUGUUAUCAGUGCGCUUUUUUUAUUUUCUAAUGCUUUUGAACAAAUGCUCAAUUAAAAUUUACCAUUACAAGUUAAGAGCAAACUAUAACAACUUUUUUGCCAUUCA